Syngnathoides biaculeatus (alligator pipefish) is the source of this 3783-nucleotide messenger RNA. RefSeq names its product neurotensin (gene nts). Gene Ontology annotation, cellular component: extracellular region. The record is from RefSeq and is a predicted model, not a curated record. NCBI's taxonomy places the organism in Eukaryota, Metazoa, Chordata, Actinopteri, Syngnathiformes, Syngnathidae. The coding region runs from base 3032 to 3604 and encodes 190 amino acids. Gene Ontology annotation, molecular function: neuropeptide hormone activity. The transcript has 9 exons.
CACACACACACACACACUCCCAAACCCAUUUCUACUUGAGAAAUUGUUCCACACUUAUAGAACCAAAUAGAUGCUUGUGUUAACAAUGUCCGCCCACAACUACUUCACUUUCGAACCGCCUUCAGCCACUGAUAUUUAAAAAAAAAAAAGACAUCGAGCGGUGUGUCGAUUGGUUGAAGCCACUUGGCCGCCAUCUUGGUACUCCCAAAUCAUGCGAAGGACACGGAUUACAGGGCGUAUCUACGUAUGAAGUAUAGAUAGAACCAGACAAGCGCUCGCACUCACGUCACUAAGCGGGAAGUGAACCCACGCCGCCUGCACUCGAGUCCGGCAAAUGGAUCAUCGGUGACGGGAGCGGCUUUGCAUCUGGCAUUUCUGAGGCCGGUAACACUUACCACCCACUGGAGAAAGAAAAUAAAUAAGCUAAGGGUAGCGAUGAGCUAACGUUAGCGACACCUAUAUUGGACCACAAGGAGGAAGACAACAAGGACACCUACCAACCAUUGGGAGUGUAAUUCAAUAACCAACGACAAGCUAACGCUAGCGACGAGCUAACGCUAGCGACGAGCUAACGCUUGGACCACAAGUAAGAAGACUACAACUGCAACGAGGACCGUGGGGACUUAAAGGACGCUGGACUAGUGGACACAACCCUCAAAUUCAACCUUCUCCACUUCUGCCGUCUGAAACACUGCAGGGAAAUUGUGCACUAUGGGUAGCACAAGCCAGUGCAAUCUGGAGGCCGGUCCCAAGGCGACCAUCUGCAGUUCCAAUCAAGAGAUUCAACCGCAGGAGGUCAGGCACAAGAGUCGAUCAACGUGUUCCAUAUUUACGAACUCCAAAGGAGGAGGAAGAGGAGGAGGAUGAAGACCAGGAGGAGGAGGCAAGAGCUGCACUUUACACUAGCGCAACACUGCCCCUGCGCACUUUGGAGGCCGAAAUCAGUACUGCAGCACACAAGAGCAUGCACCUGCAAAAAAAAAAAAAAUGACAGGUGGGUCUUCACCUUUACAUAUCGUGGUAUUCAUGGCAGGAAAUCAUAACAGAUACCGCCAACAUGCCACAAAACAUCCCAAACACUUCCUUACGACUUGAAUGACAAAAGUGUUCCCCUCUGUGCCUUUUCGUGGCACUAAUGCAUAUUAAGUACAAGCAAGCUCAAAUAUUGAGACGUUAAAAAAAGUCCCCGAUCCACACCUAAUCUACUUUUAUGUUGUGUUGCCGCAAACCUGAAUGCUGCCUAACUAGCUACUGAGCUAACAAACAUUGUUCCAUUUGUAAGAAACUCAGGAGCUUACUAAUUAGCUACCAAAUUGACAUUCUUCCAUUUGAAAUGUGUAAGCUAACUCACAGAAGUGACAAGCUAACUAACAAGCUAACCUUGUUCAAUUGGAGCUUGGGCUAAUAAUGCUAAUGCUAAAUGAACUUUUUUUUUGUAACUCCCGCCAUGAAAAUCCUCUCGAGGGAUUUGUUUUGGAGAAGAAGCAGGAAGUGACAUUAGUAGCAGCAGCGCCCUCGGGCUGGCUCGUCUGUUUCUACUAGUUUUACCUGCCGGAAGGUAGCGCUUCGUUCCUUCGUGUUAGCCAAAAUGCCGGCUCGUUGCAUUGCUGGAUAUUGCUCGAACACUCGGGAGGAUGAAUUCAUUCUUCAUACUUUUCCAAAACACCCGGUUCGUUGUGAAAAAUGGAUUGCGUGAGAGCUUCGUGGGUUCCAAAUUACAGGGGUGUGUAUACAACUACUAAAAAAAAAAAAUAAUAGUUUGUGGGGGGGCGGGACGUAAUCCGCUCAGAAUGUAACAAAAGAUCCGGGCACAUAAGUCAGGGGUGCUAAAUGUGUCUGUGCCCGUCGGCGCCGAGCACGGCUUCGAACGAGGGGCGCGGUUUCGGCCGGGCUGGCUCAUACAUACUGUCUGGGAGUCUGUUGUGAUUUAGAAGUGAUCCGCAUAUCAUCUAAAUAUGGCUCGAAACGGUAAUAUUGCCCUGGUCACUUCCCUCGAUAGUGAGAUGUUCUCUUCUUCAAAAAGAGGUUCCAUGUCCCGUAGCAGGUGGCACAGCAUGUUUUCAAUGGCCAAAGUCCCGGUGUAACAUCUGCUGAUGACGUUGCAGACAGUAUGGGUUCCACGUGGAUGUCGAAUGAGACUUCCGCAACUUUGCACAUGGAUCACACGCUCUCCCCUCAUAUUUAUUUUUUCAUAUAGGCUUUGAAGUAAAUAAAGUUAUAUGUAUUUUUCAUUACAAUAUCCAUUUUAGAAAGUUUAUAGGCAUGACAUUGGAGCUUUAAGCGUUCAAGAGGGAUCUUGAAACAGUUCUGAGAACCAUCUGUGUUCUCGCUACUUUUGCAAAGGUCAGAAUUAUGUUCCCGUUGGACUCCUGUUUAUGUAGAGUUUUAGGAAAAAUUGGGGAUGGGUUCACAUUCCGACUAUGAACAAACAGUAUGCUUGUUAGCUUCGUUGAUUUGUCUUGAGGUGUGAAAAAGUGUGUUCAUGUUCGUUGGUCAGUAUGUGCCCUGCGAUUGUCUGCGACCGGUCCGGGCCGUACCCCGCCUCUCGCCCAAAGUCGGCCACCCCGCCCGUGACCCUCACGAAGACGGCGAGAUGCGUAUUCAGGUACGAAUGAAUCAUCUACGCAACAGCGGCGACGCUCGGUUGAGGAUUCAAAUCUGCUUGGUUCAAGGCCAACCCCCACCCAGAUCCUCCCAGAAUCCCCCCCAGCUGCCCCAUCCUAUCAAAAAAAAAAAAAAAAAAAACGUCCAUGAUGGCAGAAUGACGUGUGAUGACACAAGUAUGAAGACAUGGCGGUGGGUGUGUGGAGGGAGGGCGGGGGUCUCGAAGCGGUGGCUUGUAUAUAGCUGAGGCUCACAACCAAGCGGUCCUCAUCAGCAGCAGCAGCAGCAGCGGCAGAAGCGGCUACAAGGAAGUCUCGUUGAAACUUUCACCUCUAUGGACUAACAUCAGGCCGCAUCUGGAAUUUGUCUUGCCUUUUCUUGAGAUUUUUUUUCACUCACUGCUAUUUUAUUUGUUUGAGCUGGCGAGAUGCAGACUCACUUGAGUUGUGUGCUGCUGCUGCUGUGUUUCACUUGCAGUGGACUCUACGCAGAUAUGGAGCAAGAGCAGCAAGCGCUGGGAGAACAACUCCUCAGCAGCCUUUUUUCCUCCAGGCUGAAACAGGCGAGCAAGCAGAGCGCCCCCUACUGGCGGGUAUCGCUGGAUAACCUGUGCCGGUUGGCCGGCGCGCAGCGGCGCGAUGACGAGGAGGAGGAUCGGGAGGAGGAGGUUGAGGAGGAGGAGGAGGAGGCAUGGUGGAGGAGAAGGGGCGAGGAGGAUGAAGAGGAGGAUGAGGAGGGGCAACGGGAAAUGAUGAUGAUGAUGAUGAUGAGGCAGUGGAGCCACCGGAGGAUGGAGGAGCUCCAGAGGCUGCAGCACAUCUGCAGGGCGAUGAUGCACAGUCGUCAGGGGAGGCUACGCCACGAUUCCCGGGAGUACGUCGGGGAAAACGUCAGGGACGCGCCGCUCAAGCGCAAGUCGCCGUACAUCCUCAAGAGGCAAGCCACGCACGCAGCCAAGUCCCGGAGGCCGUACAUCUUGAAACGAAGUGAAAUUUACUGAGCGGCCCCCACCCCGGCCGUCCGUCCCCGAUGCCGCCCAGACCCUCGUAGACCGCGACCGACUUUUUUCCCCCCUUCUCUGCCGCUCCUCUUGCCGAAAUAAAAAGUCGAGCAUCAAACUGAAUGGCGAGCUAUAUUUCUUUAUUAACACUUUUCUUUGAUUUGUUUGUGGACAUUAAA